GUCACAAUGGGCAGAACUGGACCACACGGGGACACAGCCUCGGAAGGAACAUAUGAGCAUCUUCUGGGAGACCGGGGACACAGGGAGUCCAGAGGGUCAGGCCGGUGGCCAAGGGCAUUUCCUAAGACUCAUCAGUCCCCAUGCCACCCCUUGAGGUGGCGCCUUGUCCCCCGAUGGCGAUGGCCGCGGUCGCCCUCCUGCCAUGCCCGAUGUCCCGGCUGGACUUCCUCAAGGCCUCGCACUUUGCACUAGGGCCGGAUCCGCGGCUGCACGUGGACGCCAUGCAACCCACGUCGCACCGGGACUUCCCGGCCUACCCGGGCGUCACCCGCGCGCUGUCGUGCCAGGAGCCGCCCGUCAGGUCCUUCUUCCGACAGGACACCCGCGCCGCAGGCGCGGAGCUCCAGUCGGAGGCGCACCGCGCGUUCGCGCCCCUGGCGCCGCAGCCGUCCGCGCCGUCGGGGACGCGGGAGCGCACCCUCGCCACGCCGGCCACCAACUUGCGCGUGUACGCGCCCGCGCGCUCCCGUACCGGCCUCUCCACCGCGCGCGCGGACUUUGGCUGGCCGGAGCUGCCGGCGCGCGCCAGAGAGCAGAUCCGCGGCGCGCGCCUCAUCUUCGACCGCGACUCGGUGCCUGCCGGCGACCCAGCCAAGCUGCGCAUCCCGCCCACCACCUACCAGGCGCUUUUCCCGCCCCACGACGCGUGCCCGCGGCCCCGCGCGCCCUGCAGCCACUUCGGGGGCAGCAACGCACUCCAGUGGGACCACAGGACACAGGACGAUGGGACCUCCUACCAGAGACAGUUUCAGGCCCUGCCAGGCCCACCUGCCUCGAUGUGUAAGAGGGCCUCCUCCAGUGUGGAGCUGGGAGACUCCAAGAUUGGCUAUGGGCCCGUGUGCUCCGAGCAGAAACAAGCCUACGGGCCCCAGGGUCUGCCCCCAGACAGGUAUGACAAGGCCCAGGCCUCGGCCCACAUCCACUAUGUGAAUAUUCGUCCUGGAGAUGGGCUCUUCCGUGACAGGACCACCGAGGCUGAACACUUCUACCCCCGAGAGCCAGAGCGUUUUGUUCUUCACCACGACCAGACUCCGGCAUCGCACAUCCUGGAAGGAAAUCAGUGCCCCGGCCCGGGCAGCCUCACCACCUCUGUGCACUUCUUCCACGGCCAGCCACUGCCCCUGAACAAGCCACCCAGCCGCCACGUGCCUCACGAGAAACUGCAGAGUCACGUGGGCCUAGGGGAGUCCUCGCUGCUCGGACAGUUCUUCCAGACCUCCACGGGCACGGACUACUGCUCCCCGGGCACCAUCCAGAAGCCGCAGAGAGUGCCCACUCUCCACUUGCUGCCUAGCAACCUGCCCCAGGGCACCGGCGGGCCCUGCCCCUCCUCCCUCAGCCCCUCAGCUCGACUACCCCCACCCAAAUCUACAGAAACAGAUUUUUUAACCAUGAACCAGAAGAUGCUGAAGCCGCACAGAACAGCUCCCGCCUCCGUGACUGACGAGAUGCUACAGCGGUGCAAGUAUAACCACAUUGAGCCCCCGCUGGGUGGACAGCGCUUCUUCUCAACCCAAUACGAGGAUGAGUUUGCCUUCAAGUUCCAGGGCCCAGCGGUGCUGAGAUCGGCCAACCUCCAGGACAGCCGUGUGCCUCUGGGCUCCCCCCGCCAGUGGGUCUGUGGGGCUGGGAAGGUAGAGCCUCAGACCCCCCAGCCCCCUACUUACCCAUGCCCUAGCCAGCAAUAAACACUGCCUUGGCAACAUCUCA
Panthera uncia (snow leopard) is the source of this 1770-nucleotide messenger RNA. It is a transcript of the gene SAXO5, whose product is annotated as testis expressed 45. The coding region runs from base 141 to 1748 and encodes 535 amino acids. The transcript is spliced from 9 exons. NCBI's taxonomy places the organism in Eukaryota, Metazoa, Chordata, Mammalia, Carnivora, Felidae. The record is from RefSeq and is a predicted model, not a curated record.